Messenger RNA from Pediculus humanus corporis (human body louse), 615 nucleotides. RefSeq lists its product as uncharacterized. The transcript has 5 exons. Bases 1 to 615 code for a protein of 204 amino acids. The record is from RefSeq and is a predicted model, not a curated record. Lineage: Eukaryota; Metazoa; Arthropoda; Insecta; Psocodea; Pediculidae.
AUGGCUUCUAGUUCUGUUAGUCAAGAAGAUUUAGAAAAUGAUUUUGAAUUGACAUCAAGACGAUCUCGUAUCAGGACAGCCAGAGCAAGAACAGUAAAUCCUUCAAGAAUGGAAUCAAAUGGUGACACUACUGAAGAAACAAUUAGUAUCUCUAAAAUACCGGAUACGUUAAAUAUUACAAAUUGCGGCCAAGAACAUGAUGCCAGUCCGAAACCAUUGAGCAGGUCGAAAGACAAAAGAGUUAACAGAUGUGUUCCAUCUACUGGAGGAAGCACUGGAGAGGAUGAAGAUGAUGUACUCUCUGCUUCUGGUGAAACAAAACAAAACACUCAAAACGAAAAUAUAUUAACACCUCCUAAGUCAUUUCAUCAAAGAUGCAACAAGAGUCCUUCAGAUUUAGAUGCAGAUGAUGAAGAUAAUCAAAAUCAGUCAGAUUCAACUGUAAGUAGUCUUGUACAAGUUCCCGAGCAACAAACAAGAGCGAGGCCGGGUACUCCUACAGGGGAUACUAUUGUGGAGGUAACACCAAUGAAAAAUGAUUUGUCAAAAAUCAUAAUUAGUUGGAAAAUAUCUGCACCAGUUAUCCAAAAAACAUAUUCACUCUUAUUUGCUUAA